AUGUUAAUUGGUACUGGAAAAGCUACAUGUUCAGAGUUUUCCCAGAGGUCCUGUGAAGAAUGUCUAAAAAAUGUUUCGUGCCUUUGGUGUUACACCAACAACACUUGUAUUGAUUACCCUGUAAGAAGCAUUCUUCCACCAUCUUCGUUAUGUUCACUCUCAAAUGCACGAUGGGGAGUUUGCUGGAUGAACUUCGAAGCUUUAAUUAUUGCUAUAGCUGUAGUAGUUGGACUCAUUCUGCUAUCCAUAGCAGUCUGUUGCUGUUACUGCUGUUACUGCAGAAGGCAUUCCAGGAGACCAGAUGAAGAAGAAGAACAGCUAGCUAGAAAGAGAGAGGAACGAAGACUACAGUCUCUUCAGAGGAAACAUGAAAGAAAACUGAAGCAUGAUGAAAUACGUAAGAAGUAUGAGUCUGGGAGUGCCUUCAUGAAUCUGCAGUGUGCCCUUUGGCUGAUGCAGAAGCGAUACGGAUAA
This is a messenger RNA of Opisthocomus hoazin, 474 nucleotides long. The record is from RefSeq and is a predicted model, not a curated record. Lineage: Eukaryota; Metazoa; Chordata; Aves; Opisthocomiformes; Opisthocomidae.